GUCUGACAGUCUCAGCCUCUUCCCCAUGGCGCUUCUCUCCAGCUCCCCGGCAGUCCCCUGCAGUAGAGCCCGGCCACCUCCCUGCGCUGUAGGCCCCUGCUCCGCAGAACGAGCCCGAUCAUUACGUGGACCCCCGCUGCGAAGUUUCACCGCCCCCGGGAGAGCUCGAGGCGGGAGCGAGCGAGCGGCAGGCAGCAGCGCAGGCUAACGGCUUCGCUCCUCUCCAGCGGGCCAGGCUGCACCUCACCCCGCUCCCACGGCUUAGCAAAGGCAGCUACUCCCCUGGGGCACCGCCCACCCCAUGAGACCCCCAACAGCCAGGGCCCCCUGCGGCAGCUGCACCCGGACAAGCCCCCCCCCCCCUUCGCUGCUCAUGCGCGCUUCUAGCCAGCCGUCGCCCGGCCCACUGUCCCCGCGCAUGCGCUCUAUAGCUCUCCCAUCCUGCCUAGGCUCUCUCACGGCACUUCCGGAGGAACUGGAGCGGCGAGGGUCACGUGUUCUCGCUCGCCCCGCCCCCAGGGUGCAGACUGGGCAGGACGAUGUUGCUGCUGCUGGAGAAGCUCCGGGCUGACCAGGUCCUGAAGUUUCUUCACCAGGUAGUUGAUGGCAUAUGUGGCCGUGCAUAUUGUCGAUAUCAGGAUUAUGGCAGCGUUUGGAAUUUGACAGAAUGGAUGGCGGUAUUAGAAGAAACAACAACAUACUUCAAAACUACAGUUGGCAAAAAUCUGUCAGAUGAAGAGGCUGUUCAGCAGUUGAAUGAAUUGAGCUCAAGCCAUCAAGAAGCAAUCACAAAAUGUUUGAAAGGCAGAAAGGAAGAAAUCAGGCAUGCACUGGUGGAAAGCAUAAAUGCAAUCUCCUCUGCCCAGCUACAGGAUUUUGACUGGCAGUUAAAGCUUGCUCUCUCCAGUGAUAAGAUCUCCGUGCUGCAAAUGCCACUUCUAAAUCUUGAUCUGGAUGUGAAAGAAAACGGUGAAAUUAAGCCAGUCUCUGUAGAAAUGAAUAAGGAAGAACUGCAGAACCUAAUAAAUGCUCUGGAAGCAGCUAAUAAGGUUGUUUUGCAGCUGAAAUGACGAGAUUCUGACCGUCAGUGAUGGUUCCACAAGAGACUGCAAAGAGAAUGGAGAUACUCUGUAAAGUGGGAGAGUAAUGAUGCUGUUAAAGUACUGAGUUAAGUAAGCAACACUGAUGUGGACCAGAAGAUUUAUCACAAACUUGGUUAAAAAAGAGAGCCUGCAGUCCACUAGACCAAGAACACAGUUGCCUUGUAGAAAAUGUUGAAAGUUGUAUAGGCCUAUGAAAGACCACAGUAGCAUUUAUGAAAAAUUUGAGUGCCGUGUUUGACUUUGGAGAAGAGAUUUUUGCAGAUGUACAUAAGCUUGUUUUUGUUCAGAAUAAGAAAUCUUGCCUCCACAGUAACUUAUUACAUAACAGUGUAAUAUGAGUUGCUUUCCUUGGAAGGUUAAGCACACCCGUGUCCUGGAACAUAAAUAUUUGAUACUUGUGAAUAGCAAAGUAAUAAACAGUUGAUGCUUUACAUGGA
Molecule: messenger RNA, 1540 nt
Organism: Dermochelys coriacea (leatherback sea turtle)
Lineage: Eukaryota; Metazoa; Chordata; Testudines; Dermochelyidae
Gene: COMMD8
Product: COMM domain containing 8
Exons: 5
Coding region: 540-1070 (176 amino acids)
Source: RefSeq, a predicted model, not a curated record